Molecule: messenger RNA, 546 nt
Organism: Phaeoacremonium minimum UCRPA7
Lineage: Eukaryota; Fungi; Ascomycota; Sordariomycetes; Togniniales; Togniniaceae
Exons: 3
Coding region: 1-546 (181 amino acids)
Source: RefSeq, a predicted model, not a curated record
AUGAAACCUCAUUAUGGGUUACGAAAUUUGGAGUAUUGGAACCAAAAGCACGAUUCUGGCGGCCGAUCAGUAGGAAUCAAGCCCAACUCUCCAGCUAAGUUUGCCAAGACGAUAUGUCGAUUGCCAAACGACAUGAAGCAAGAACUUUCUAGCCAGAAGGUAACCAAGAAAAUAUAUAGCGAGUCCGAAAAGACAAUAGAAUCGAGAAUCAAAUCGAAGGCGAAUAACAAUGCCAAGGUCAAAGUGAAGAACAAAGUGACCAUGAAGGUGGUCAAGAAGCAGGCGUUUAAGCCAGUGGUCAAUAAACAGAUGGUCAAGAAACAGGUGGUCAAGAAACAGGUGGUCAAGAAACAGGUGGUCAAGAAACAGGUGGUCAAGAAACAGGUGGUCAAGAAAAAGAAGGGCAAGAAGGCGGGAACGAAGGCUAGGAAGACUAAGAGAUCAGUCAAGAGAAAAAACGUGACAAUUGGAAAUUAUGUGGAUACGGAGGAGCUAGCCGAGAUGAAGCUAGGCAUCAUGGCAAAAGAGGUUGAAGACAGUCACUGA